AUGGAUGCGCAGAAUGUUGUCGAGUCCUCAAACACGAAGCAGCCUGCUUCUCCCAGGCGGGGAGACACAGAGUCUGGCCUUCCCACAUCGAGGCCGACCGCCAGUCCCGCCGCGAACAUCGUCAAAUCCCCUAUAACCUCCAAGCCCACAUUGUCUGCUCCCAAGGACCCAAAGCCGCCGGCCACCUCGUCAAACGCGCAGGAAGAUGAUGCCGCACCCGACCAGAAUUCCGAUGCCGAAACGAUUGUCUUGCCUGGGAAGGAUGGAAUUUCUCCGUUGAAACCCAGAAAGGUCAUCAAGCACGAAGAUAGGAGCGAGGGAGAGAUAGAUGAUGUACUGCCUCCGCCGAGAAAACCAUUGAGGGAUAGUAGGGAUGGCGAUCGCAAUGGGGUCCACUCUGCUGAUACCGUUGCUGCGGCUUCCUUGUUGGGAAAGAAAACACGGCCUUUCGAGAAAGAGAAGCAACAGCGAGGAAAAGACGGUUCCAGUGGUCUCAGCUCCGCGCCUGCAUCUCCACCUGGUCAUCGUCGCAACAACCACGAUUCCUCCCAUCCACGCCACAGACCCGAUGACGCCCAUUCGGAAUCAGACUCAGAAUCCUCCAAAUCGCGAUCGCACAAGCUCCCCCAGAAGGACAAGUCCAAACCUGUAGACAGGCACGUUUCCGCUAAACGUAAGCCUCUCAAGACCGAAUCUGACGACGAGGGGGAGUCUCGCAAGGCCCGUCGACCGCGCAUUUCGGACACCACACUCGAUGCAUCAGCUGCGAGAGAAAGGGACCACAGACAACCGCCUCUCCGGCAACCCGAUAGACAAUCCACCUCCCGAAACCGAUCUCUCUCUCCGCAUGGUCGUGCGCACCGACGAAGUCUCUCGACCCAGCUUCCUUCUCAAACCUCCAAUGGGUUGAGCACCAAGAAACGACGUAUCCCCGCGCCUCUCCACACCACCGACUACCAAUCUGAUGAUUCCUCAGCGAGUGGAAGCCCGCACCCACGGAGCUCCAAGUUGAGAAGCAUCGCUACGCCUCUCACAGGCGAUUCGACCAUGUCUCCAGCGAAGCUGCCCGCACACAAGAAACACGUUGACAACCACGGACAAACGUGGCUUGCCAAGGCUUGCGCCAGAGGCGAAUACGAGACUGCGAAGAAACGACUAGCCGAAAGACCCGAAGACCUGAACUUUGCCGAUUAUGCAGGGAACACGCCGCUGCAAGUCGCCGCUUUGCACGGCCACGAAGGCAUCGUUCAGCUUUUGGUCGAUGCAGGGUGCAAUCUGGACUGUCGCAACGGCGACAAGGAGACCCCGUUACUGGAUGCCGUGGAGAAUGGCCAUCUCGGUGUCAUCAAGAUACUGUUGAAAGCAGGCGUCAAUCCUCGCAAAGCGGAUGCCUCUGGCCACGAACCACUGGAGAAGGUCCCAGACGACGUGGAUAACGCUGACGAGAUACGCGCCGCACUCCGGGAAGCGAAAGAAAGGGUAGGCGAAUUGCGGCGAACUUCGGAGGAUCACCAACCCCAGGAUUCACACGAUGCUCUUUCAUCGCAUGGAGCUGAUAGUCCGCGCCGCUCCCCAGCAGCUUCUGCAAGCAGCAUUCUGGCGGCGCAAAGGCGGGGUGGAACUGUACGAUCGACCAAGACAAGUAACCACCUGUUAUACAUGAACCUCGAUGACAAAACCCUCCGGCAGGCCGCGGCGCGUGGUGAUAAUGAAACCGUGACGCGCGUGUUACAGGUCAAGGAGCGCUGUGAUGACCCGGAGGCUCUGGUCAACGCGGCUCGUGGAGGUCACAAACUUGUCGUAGAACUUCUUUUGGCUCUAGGAGGCGCCAAUCCAGACCCGCGCCCAGUCGCAAACCUUCCGGUCGAAUUUGGAACGCCAAUGCUCGCCGCCAUUGGCCAAGAGAACCUCGAUGUUGUCAAACUUCUCGUCAACGCUAACGGCUUUGAUCCAACACGUCGCUAUAAGGGGCAGACCUAUUAUGAGAUUGCUAGACGCCGAGAAGGGCCUAAUUGGAAAGAUGAGGAACAUAUUCUGAAGAUUGCCUACGAUGAGCGCAAGAAGUCGAAGGGUUCUUCAAAGCCGAAGUCUUCUCCUAAUAGGCGUGAGCAGGAUUUGGAACCCGGAUCUAAACGUGCUCAGUCUUCCAAGCGCCGGCCUUUGAGUCCGUCUCGUGAGGCCGACGCCAAAAAACGCCCUGCCACCAAGGUUCCCAACAGCCCUAAGCAAAAGAGGCGUUCGCUCUCCUUUAGUGCCCACGACGAACAAACCUCGCCGAAACGUGGACCAGGUCGACCCAAAAGGGAAGAACGAGCAGCGAAUACUGGCUCCUCUGACCCCGAAGCAUCUCCUGCGGCAUCAAAGCCCCCCGCGAAAUCCAGAAUGCCCGAAUCAGAGGGCGCUGCUGGAUCUUCCGAUGGCGAAGCGGUGAAACCGCGGCGUAAGCUCAUCUCCGGUAAAGAACGGCAGCGGGAGAAGCAGGAGAAGCAGCGCCGCGCAAGCAUGGCAUCGAACAACUCUACUGACCGGGUGGAUACGAAGAACGAUGACGCACCAGAGAAGACUCGGCCUGACCGACUUUCCGAGAAGUAUCACGACCGGACGAAAGCAUUGAAGCGUGACGACUCCAUCGACAAGCCAUCCGGCGGUGACAACUCCAGCAAGAGAAGCCGCUCCAGUGUUAGUCCCUCGCGGCAUGGGUCUGGAGACAAGGAUGACGUUGAGGCGCCUGUUAAGAGAAGGAAGCUCGUUGAUUCCGAUGGGCGGGAAAGACGUCAAUCACAGCUUAAUGUGCCUGAUGACCGACAACGCAAGCGGAAUUCAUCCCGUGAGUCUGCAAAGCGACAGCGUCCUUCCGAAAACGAGCGCAAGGAGCCAGAAAAGGUCAAGAAGAUCAUAAAGUCGCAUAGCUCAGACAAGAACAGUAUCACUGUGGCUUCCGAACCCGACGUAGAAAUGCGCGAUGCACCACCGGCAGUUUCUUCCGAAGACAGUCAGCGGCAAGCUGAACGUGAGCGCCAAGAGGCAAAGAAACGGCAAGCGGAAGCAGAAGCAGCUGCAGCCGCAGCCGCGGUCGAAGAUGCCAAGGGAAAAGAGACCGAACGCCAGCGCCAGGAAGAGGAGAGAAAGAAACAAGAAGCAGAGGCAAAGCGAAAGGAACAGGAGGCCGAACAGAAGCGCCUCGAAGAAGAGGAACGUGCUAGGCUUGAACGAGAAGAGUUGAAGCGCAAGCAAGAGGCGGAAAAGGCUCGGCUCGAGGAGGAACGGAAACUGAGAGAGGAGGAGGAGAAACGGCAACGGGAAGAAGAGAAACGACAGCAGGAAGAGGAAGAACAGAGACGCAAGGAAGAGGAAGAAAGGAAGCAGCGAGAAGAAGAGGAUAGGAUCCGUCGCGAGAAAGAAGCGGCGGAGGAAGUCCGGCGCCUUCGAGAGGAGGAGGAGCGCAGGGAACGGGAGCGCAAACGAGCUGAGCGAGCUGCACGCGAACUCGAGUUGAUGCGAGCCCGUCAGGAAGAGCAAGAAAGACUCCGUCUUUCCAAAUUGCCUCCACUUCUACGCUGGCUCGAUGGUUGUCAAGAUUCGAAACAGAAGGAGGUGGUCGAGCUCUUUGCCAAAGCACAAGGAGUUCGGUACGACACUAUCAGGCCAUCAGCUACCGGUCUUCCGGAUGGUCGCGAGCAGUGGCUCCUUAAUACUCAGGUCGCUCUACUCCUUGGGGAAAAGGAUCUUACGCUGUCGAGAUACACCGCUUGGGAGCACAUCCCCGUUUCGCGCAUCGCUAAGCGCGUCAUCUGGCGACUGGAGCAAGACCGGUAUGCCUUGACCGAGGGUAGACUCUAUCAUUUGGGUGACCAACUUUCGGACUACUAUGGUGGCGAUCCACAUACCGUUGGCUAUAAGAGACUUGAACAACUUCGUGGGUUGGCAGCGGAGCGUUUCUUCGAGACAGACAUGUUCUUUGUCAAGGAGUCGGAUUUCCUCUACAUCGUACCAACGAUUCCUCACCUUCGCAACGUCAAACUCUCGAUCUGCUACCGCGAACUUCCGGAACAUGAAUCGGCUCUCUUAACCUGGAGUGCUCCCGCGAAGUGGAAACAGGAUCCAGGUGCCGAGAGCCGUGGGUCGUUUGCACCAAGAUACAAGCACUACAUCAACGGGCAACUCGUCGGCGAGGAUAAGCCUCAGCCGUAUAAGCCAAGCAGAGAACCAUUCGCGGAGAACCGUGUUCCCAGAAGGGGUGGUCUUAUCGCAGUCUCGCCUGAUGAACCUGACUAUGCCCGUCUGUGUAUCGAGCAGAAUCUCGCCCACCUUCUCACUGAGCAACAGAAACAAUCUGUGCUGAACGGUGCUCAUCUGACGCCAAGAAGUAUGGCUUCGAACGACCAUACAGGCUACGCUGGCGGUGACCUAUCACCAACGAGCAUUUCACCCCGUACCAUACAAGUCAAUGGGGUUAGGAGUGCUCAAGGGUCCCCCGAAAAACUGCUGCCCAACGGCCUGAAUGGCAACCAUUCGGAUGAAAACCAUUAG
Molecule: messenger RNA, 4530 nt
Organism: Anthostomella pinea
Lineage: Eukaryota; Fungi; Ascomycota; Sordariomycetes; Xylariales; Xylariaceae
Source: the annotation of a GenBank genome assembly